GGUCGGUCACCUGCUGCGGGGCCUAGAUGGUGCGGCCGAUGAUGCCCAGUGUCAGCUCCUUGGUGAGGUCGUCGGUGUUGUGGAGGAAUAGAGCCUCGGUGUUAUGGGGUCCCAAACAGCCGUCAGGCACCUCGACCGUGGUGGCCACCACUAUUGGAUGGCCUGCAACACACACACAGCCACCACACGACACACACAGUGAAGGAAUGUGUGUGCGGAUCACAUUCUUUCGCGUCUGUCUGUCUGUCUGUCUGGCGUACCGUCCUCCUCAUAGCCGUCGUCUUCAUCGCUCUCGUCGUCAUCGAAGCCGUCGCCCAGCGGCCCUCCGUCGUCAUCACUGUCGUCCUGCACACCAUCCUGACACAACAAAGAGGAACAGGGAGGAAAACUGCUGACGCUCGUCGCAUGGGGCGGUUGGUGCUGUCAAUGAGCGACUCACCGAUUCGGAUUCGUUCUCAGCUGCCGCCUGUGGACCUUCCUCCUCCUCGGCCAUCUCGCCGUCCUCCUCCUCACGCAACAAAUCUGAAACGAAGACACACCAACACAUUCGUCAGCAUGACUGAACACAGACACACUGCUCGUGUGAUGGUCGGUCUGUGUGGCGUGCUGUUGACUCACCACUGUCAGCGUCAUUGUCUUCUUGCCCGUCUGGCUGCCCGCCGCCAUUGUUAUCCUCCUCAGCUACAUCGUCUGCACACACCAUCGAAGACCACACACACACAGACGUGUGGCGCUGAUGCUGUGUGUUUGAUGUGUCACAUUCAUCUGUGUGUGGCGUACCUGCGUCGCCAUCGCCACCGUCCGCCAUGGCAGCCGAGGCCAUGUGGCUGUCGUGACCUCCAGACAUCUCACUCAAACAGACACCAACA
Messenger RNA from Vitrella brassicaformis, 869 nucleotides. The record is from the annotation of a GenBank genome assembly. NCBI's taxonomy places the organism in Eukaryota, Vitrellaceae.